AGAGAGAGAGCAACCUUGUCUUGUUUCCCGCCCUUUUACGAAAAACUCACUUAACAGUUAAAAACGCUUCCUUCUUUCUCUAUCUAUAUAUAUCUCCUGAUUCAUCUACUCACAAUGGAGGACGCAGUGCAGAACAUCGUGAACCAGCAGCGUGAGACGGAGCGCGCCGUCUUGGGUGGGCAGAAGGUGCACAUCCGUGUCCAGCAGCGUAAGGGAAAGAAGUUCGUGACGACCGUGCAGGGCCUCAAUCAGCGCCUCAACUUCCGCCGCAUCAACCGCGAAUUUCAGCGCCGCUGGGGUUGCAACGGGACGGUGAUCAACACCACGGACGCCGGGACGGUCAUUCAGCUGCAGGGCAACUGGAGCGAGAACAUCAAGCAAUUCAUCUUAGACGAGCACAUGACGACGGAGAUCAACCUCGAAAUUCACUCUCUGUAA
Messenger RNA from Leptomonas pyrrhocoris, 438 nucleotides. Its product is annotated as putative translation factor sui1. The record is from RefSeq and is a predicted model, not a curated record. Gene Ontology annotation, biological process: translational initiation. The transcript has a single exon. Bases 115 to 438 code for a protein of 107 amino acids. Gene Ontology annotation, molecular function: translation initiation factor activity; RNA binding. NCBI's taxonomy places the organism in Eukaryota, Euglenozoa, Kinetoplastea, Trypanosomatida, Trypanosomatidae.